This is a messenger RNA of Striga asiatica, 1092 nucleotides long. The record is from the annotation of a GenBank genome assembly. NCBI's taxonomy places the organism in Eukaryota, Viridiplantae, Streptophyta, Magnoliopsida, Lamiales, Orobanchaceae.
AUGGCAAACAAGGCACCCAACUCGCCCGACCCGGGCCCACAGACCCCAAAACCCGACCCGCCGGCCCCUCUCUUCCCGCCAGGUGUCACCGUCGAGAUCCUGAGCCGCUUGCCCAUAAAGGACGCAGCCCGUCUCCAGCUCGUCUCCAAGCACUGGCAGUCCCUCAUCCAAAACCACUACUUCAUGAACCGGCACAUGGCCCACACCCGGUUCACCUACCACUGGUUCAACAUCCAGCCCACCCAGGCCCAGGCCCAAACGGCCCGCGAAACGUACUUGUUAACAGCCGGCCUCGACGGCCUUCUCAUCUUGAAGAACACCACCAAGAACAUUCACUACCUCUGGAACCCAGCCACUAAACGGGCCCUCGAGCUGCCCAGCCCGCACGAGGGCAGCUACGGGCUCUCCCUCGCCUUCGUUCGGGCCACCCAAAGCUACAGGGUCGUCUCGUUUUACCUCGACCCGAAAACGGGCUUUGACGGGUGCGAGAUUCUCACCCCCGGCCUGCCCGGCCCGUGGAAACCUCUAAAUGUCCCGGGAGCCCUUCGGAAGCGUGAGAGAAUCUCGGUUAUCGUGUCGGGAGAGGCCGUGCAUUGCGUUUUCUUCAAUCGGGCCAGGCCCGAAACCCUAAUUUCACUCAACCUGGAGACAGAGAAGUUUUCUAUUAGCUGUUUUGGGAAAUUGGGCCGGCCCGAUACGAGGUGGAGGAACUAUUGGGAUAUGGACUGGGCCGGGAAGCUUGCGAUUGCAGAUGUUGUGGGGCCCAAUUUGGAGGUGAUGGAGCUGACGGAUUACGAGAGGGGGAUUUGGUGUCGGGAGAAGAGGAUUGUUGGGCUCCCGUUUUUUAAGGAAGGGAAUAAUGACGAGUUUGUCCCGUUGUUUGCGAGGGAAGGGAAGAUAUGGUUUUGGAUGAAGGGAAGCAAAAUAUUCACGUAUGAUAUGGAGACGGGCGAGAUGAAGGAUGUUCGGGAGGCGCCGAAUUUGGCUGCCUCGACCAAAGUUUACCCUUACAAGCCGAGCUUGAUCGGUUUUCAAGGCAUGGUACCGGACACAAUGCUCGAGAGGUAUAGGGCUCGUCUCAUGUUGUGUUAG